GUUUAGGUCUGAAUUAUAGACAUAUAUAUCUUCCAAUGUUUUGCUUGAAUUCUAUUUAAAUACCCGUGUCUUGUUAUCUGUAAAAAGCAAGGAUCUUUCGACAUUACAUAAAAAAGAUAAUGGAGGCCUGUACUGGAGAAAAUUUUCCACUGUCUGCAACAUCGUCUAGUCUGUAUUUCACUCAGAUAGAAGUUAAUUCACUCAAAGAAUUCCUGCAUACUGUUACCACAGAACAACUUCGACAGCUUCUGAAGAUUUUCAAAACCAGAUGUUUGAUUUCCGAAGAGCUGUAUAUUCGUCUAGAUCAAAUUCAUCGACAAAGUGGAGAUAUGGACGAAAUGUUUACCUUGCUCAUAACACACCUGUCUCGAAGAUGCACUUCAGGUUUACCGUACGUUUUGUUUGUAAUGUACCACUCUGGUUACCAGAACCUGGCUUAUACACUUUACACCAUCAAUCAAAAUAUCCUGGAAAUGUUGAAAAGAAAACCACCUCUAGUGCAAAGAUUAGAUACACUGAACAGGAAGAAAAUUCAAAUUUACUUCGAAUCUCUGAAGAAAAAUCUUCAAGACAUGAUCUUCCGUGAUCCCGUGGGUUAUUUCAUGAGACUAUCAAUAAAAGUUAGACAAAAAAUAUACACUACUGUUUAUUCCUCGGAAGAGGCUAUUCUUCAAGAAUUUUGUGAUAAAUAUGUUGUAACCUUAGCGCUCACUAUUGACGCUUUGUCAAACAAGACUAACCAAAUUGACCCCAACCACGAACUCUUCCGGGAUAUGGAGUCCAUCAUCUCUUUUACGUCAUGCCCAGACUUGUCUCGCUGUAUGCUGUAUGGCAGGAGAGCUGUAGCUUUGUCGUUUGUAAACAAAAGAGAAGGUGAAGGGCUCUUAAGAGAAGGUCUGAUUUGCUCACAGAGAGUUUCCAGUUGUUUAGAAAUCGUUGACCUACACUAUAAAAGUGUUCUCUUUCUCAGGACAUCGUUUGAAAACUUUCCUCAAAUUAUGCUAAAUCGUAUUUAUGAACACAUGCAAAGUGCAUUGCAAAUUUUAGAAAAUGAGCCGGAUGACGUGAGAAGGUUUUGGACGCAGAGGUUUAUCUUCCGUUUGCUUUGUUGUAUCUUAGGUUUGGGGAUGCGUUGUCGUUUUAUUGAAAAGUUUAAUUGCCCUUUCUACAUACUACAAGAGGCCGAGAGAUUACUUAGCAAGUAUGACUCGCCGGAUGCUGAGUGUCGUCUGCAGAUGUAUUUUUCCAUUGCCAAAUCCCGAUUGCAGAAUUUAAAAGGUGACAACAAUACAGCCUUGGAAUAUAUUUCUCAGGCAAAAGAGAUCGCUCGCAAAGGCAACUUCAGUGAAUUAAAAAAUAUUUUAGCUGCAGAGCAGGUUCUACUUUUGCCUAACGUAGCACCUUUAUUUGUUGAAACGGAGAACAACAAUGAUUUCACAGACAUCAUUGUCACAGAACCAAUCCAUCUUCCUCCAUCUUAUCAUCUUCCAUCAUCGUCAAAAGUCAGCAAUCAUAUUUUAACGUUGACCUUUCGGUCAAACUCUGAAGUACCUAUCUCAGUGCAAAGUUCCAUCAAAGAGGAAGAAAUUGGAAAUGAAGCCUACAUGCCAUCUGACGAAUCCAUACCCAAUGAAGAAGCUGCAAUAUCUCACGAUUUUUCUCGGGAGGUUGUUCACUUGAGGUCUGCCAAAAUAAAUCGUGAAACAAUAUAACUUUGACAUGUAAUUGGCGGAUUGCUGAUUCUCAAAUAAACCCUACCCACCGUGACAACGGUAACUAAGAUGUAUUAUACCCGAGAUUAGAUGUAAACAAUAUGGCGAUCGGAUUGUAUACCAGAUGAUUUUUCUGAUUCGUACUUUAACUAUACAUCUUCCUUGCCUUAAAAACAAAGGGCUACCAGUUUUGUUAAAGACUCGUAUGUUGUAUCCUUGAAUUUAUAUUCAGUUGGCGAUGAAAAUAUUCAGAUUCAAGUGCAUGUGUUCCGAAGCCACCGUAAAAUUGAAGAGCCACACAAAGUCAACUUAAAUAUGAAAGUUCCACUUCAGAAGAUUGACGAUGCUCACUGCAGCUGCAAGGUUAGGUUUAUCCAAGAUCAGACGCCACUGGUACAACCAAUUACAGAGUCUCGUGCAGGAAGUAGUUGUGGAGACAGUACAUUUCCCGAGGCCCUAAUCAUACAUGACCUUCCAGAUAUCCAACAUCUAAAACAAGAGUGGAGUGACAUUGACAUAACACAGAGAGAGGAAAAGUCAACACUAGGACAGUGUGUCAUCUUCUACAUCCUACGAAAAACCUAACGAAAUUGUUGCGAAACAAAUGUACAUAAAAAAGACAGGAAACCACCUUCAUGAUGUAACUUUCAUUGUAAUUUCUGAUUUGCCGUUUUUAGGUGCAGCACCUGAUGGCAUUACGUGUAAAAGCUAAGAUACAGGUAUAAUUGAAAUCAAGUGUCCAUAUUCUGUUCGAGACCUGUCAAUAAUUGAUGCUUGUUAAAAAAGACAGGAUUUCGUCAUAAAGAAAAAUGGCAAUUUUUUUCCUAAAACAUGAUCAUGCUCACUGGUACCAGGUCCAAGGAUAACAUUUUUUUUAUCAGGGGGGGGGUGAUAAAAAGAAGUUAUCCUAUGCUAUUUUUAUGUAGAACGUAUUUACAUCCCCCCUCAUCUACUAUGAAUACCUUGAUCCAGUAACUAUCUCUGUUUUAUGUUCAAUAUUUCAAACUAGAUGCCUCAAUAACUACUGAAUGAGGUAAUUUAUCAUGAAUGCUGUGGAAUUAUUAAAAUGCGUGGGGUACACUUUCCUCUGAUUGCCAAGACUUUAUAUUUUCAAUUUUUUGGGGGCUGUAAUUUAUUUUGUAGAUAUGAUUUCUGUACAAUGAAACAUCACAUAAUUUUUGUAUUUCGUUGUGGUUUGAAUUUUGUGGGAUGGAGAUACCCACGAAAGUUCAGUGCCCACGAAAUUUAAUUAUUCCACAGUACAUCUCCAAUAUACCACCAAGACAGGGUCAUGAAAUAGAAAAUUGUUUUGAAUACAAUCUAGCACAUGAAUAUCGUUUUGUGUGCUUUGUGUGCACCAUUAUGUAAAUCUGACCAAAAUCUGCUCCUUUGGUUUUAUAUUUUCGCUACAAGAGUCUCAGCAACAAUACAAAAAAUAUAUAAAGGAGAGGAUCUAGGAGUUAUUUUUAUCAGACGCCUAUGGAUUAUCAGUUUAUCACAUACAUUAUAAAGAUCAUGAAGUUAGUAAAUUCUAACUUACCUGUAUUUGAUUACAUUGUGUUAUGCGAGCGGCACGUGUUACGUUGUGGCACGUGUUACGUUGGAUACUAAACAACCCUGGGCAGCUUCAGGGUGUUCUAGUGGUGUUCUGCUGCAUUCCUUUUCAUUUCGAUUUAUAUACAACAAAAUGUUACUAUCAUACAUCUGUAGAAAAAUUCAUAGCAUUUG
This is a messenger RNA of Ostrea edulis (European flat oyster), 3440 nucleotides long. RefSeq lists its product as uncharacterized. The transcript is spliced from 4 exons. NCBI's taxonomy places the organism in Eukaryota, Metazoa, Mollusca, Bivalvia, Ostreida, Ostreidae. Bases 120 to 1712 code for a protein of 530 amino acids. The record is from RefSeq and is a predicted model, not a curated record.